Coregonus clupeaformis (lake whitefish) is the source of this 2851-nucleotide messenger RNA. RefSeq names its product protein FAM174C. Gene Ontology annotation, cellular component: extracellular region. The coding region runs from base 159 to 578 and encodes 139 amino acids. The transcript has 3 exons. The record is from RefSeq and is a predicted model, not a curated record. NCBI's taxonomy places the organism in Eukaryota, Metazoa, Chordata, Actinopteri, Salmoniformes, Salmonidae.
UAACAGGAACUUGGCAUUUCCUGGUUGUACUGUUCAAAACAAACUAAACCACGUAUGCUAACAACGAAAUUCUCAUGUGAAGUUGCUGUUACCUCGAUUGAAAGGACGAGCCGGUUUAAUUCUAGUGUACUAGUCUAUUUUUAUAGUGUAAACCGACAAUGAACAUGCAAUUUCAAGGAGUCAUGAGGAUUAUUUUACCGACGCUGUGGGCUAUUUCAACCAUCGCAGAGGAAAAAACGAAGUCGCCAACAACAACAGGCAUUACUGCUGCUGGCAUCACCAAACAUGUCAUGAAUUCGAGUGCCAAUAACGCCAGUAACACGACGUACAAGAACAAUCAUGCCAACCUUUUCGAUGUAGAUAGUUCAAUGAUACAAAGGGCCUUGUACGUCCUUAUUGGAAUCACCACCAUUGGAGUGCUCUAUUUCCUCGUGAGAGCUGUGCGGCUGAAGAAAACAACAACCUCUAAGAAGAAGUAUGGGCUGUUGUCAAACUAUGAUGACAGUGUGGAGAUGGCUGUGCUGGAGAGUGAUGAGGAGGAUGACACUGUAUAUGAGGCCAGGUCCCUAAGAAGGUGAGUGAGAUCCUAUGACAGAUGAGUCUGGGUCUUGUCAAAUAACACUCAGUGGACUGGGGAAUGAAUGGAGACAUUCCUAAGGUGCAUUUUUCAACCGUUAUUAUGGCAUAUUUUUGUUUUUCUUAUUCUCUUGGACCUGAAAAAAGGAAAACUGGCUUUCAAAAUGACUGAUCUAUCCUCCAAUGAGCAUUUAUUUUGUCUAGCUGCCUGGGUAUGAAAAAGACAUGGUGUUUUUGGUGACAAACAAACUUACGUUUGAUUCUAUCUAUGAAGAGGAGGAAAUAGGAUUUGUAACAUAACAGGAGUCUAAUGCCAAAGUCACAAAGUUGCUUAAGUGAAUGUGAGCAGGAUAAUUGUUCAAAUCUCCCUCUGCCCACCUUGAACUGUGCAUAACAAACAACAACAACAAACAACGAAAGAUCUCUUCUAAUCAUCAACACGGAUCCUCAAUUUCCUGGUCGAUGUGGUGUUGCCAAGGUUUUUUUUCUUAUUUUUUUAUAUAUUUUUUAGUCAUUUAGCAGACGCUCUUAUCCAGAGCGACUUACAUUUGUUUCUUUGUCUCCUGACAAAAUACUGUUGCCAUCCUAUAUAUUUUGAUGUCUAUCUUGAAUCAUACCUGGACCAUUAGAGUUAGGCUAGUAGCUAAUAGCCUGAUUAGUGAGUGUGCUUACAAACUACUGUAAACUAAGCUAGCCUACCAAUAUCCCCACCCCAUUUUGAACUAUGCACCCGCACAUGAAUGUUGUAUUGUAGGAUGUACCUGCUCUAUUUGGAAAACCCAGACCUAAUACGUUUGUAAUACUAUUAAUACUUUAAAGAAAUAAGUUGCUCAAAAAGCAAGACUUAAGCCAAAAAUGUUGACAAUCUUAGACAGUACGGAAUGUGUCUGUAAUUAUAGCCCCUUAUUUAGGAAAUGCAGGCGAAUCAAUAUGCAAUUCCACUGGCGAUUGAAAAAUUAAUCCCUUCCCCUCUAUGUUUAGGCUACCUGUAACUCUGUAGGAGAAGCACUUAUAAUAGUAUGUUAGGCCCACUCAUAUCAAUUAAACUGUAAUUUCAGAUUUUGGUCAACAAUAAUUUCCCAAUGCCAACCCAUUGUUUUCAAAUCCACCUAACUAAAUUAUUUAAUGUGUUCUGAGAACCUUCUCUUUUUUCAAAAACAACACAUUUCAGAGCUGGUUCUUUGCUUUUGUUUAUUUGUAUACAUGGUUGCUGUUGACUGACUCAAAUAAUGUUCUUUUUUCCCCCACGCUAUUUAUAAAAUCUAUGUAAUUUGUCCAGAGACAAUUUUCUGUUGCAUUAACACAAGCUACUAAAAGAACAAGAAAGGGUCAACACAAUCUAUUUAUUUUUAUUGAUCAUUUUCCAACCUGGUUAGUCAAAUAAAGGUUUUGAAUCUAUUUUGGUGUCUUAAGUUUCCAAACCAUACUCAAGUUGCCGAAAGAGGAUCCCUGGAAAAGUAUUUGUCGCUACUGUGCUUGCUUCCAUAGCAAUUCCCAGGGGGAAAUGAAACAAUGUGACACAUUGAUUUAUAAAUUGAAACAUUUUGGUUAAUCGUGCCUCCAUUUCCGGGAGGUAACUGUAUUAUAGUUUCCUGAUAAUCAGAAGAGACACACAGGCAAGAGAUUUCUCUUAAAUGAGCAACAACCCCACUGAAAAUCCCCCAAGGUGUCUCUCUUGUGAUUUAGCCUAUUGGAAAUUGAUUGUACCCUUUUAAACAAUGUCAAUGUCUGUACUAGAAAUAGAUGAAUCUUUUGUAAGAAUAUUAAUGCCAGCUGGACCUGAGCUCAAAACAACUGCCAAAUCACGUCUUUCCCUCGUCAUAUGAUUUGUUUCCUCUCAAGGUGGUUUUCUGUCUGCAUUCCUUUGUCUGUGCAAAUCUUGUAUUUAACGGUAGCAAGGUCAGUCAUAUGACCUCAGAUAAUAAAGGCCUCAAUAAAACUUCUAUGCUUUGACUGGAUCUAACAAAUAUCAUAAUUGUUUUCAUUGUUAAUUUUUUUGCCUUCAUCUAUGAACUGUAUGUACAUUCUGAUCAGCAAUAUCAUUCCUUUGUCAAUACUGUGGCCUGUCCCAGUCCUGUUUUGAAUGAGGCCAAAGUGUAUGUAUCUGUGUGUGUAUUAAGUGUUGUAUUCUCUGUUCAUUUGAUGACAAGUAGUGCUGUGUGGAUGCUGCAGGGCUGAGGCCCUCUGGUUGGUUGGUGGUGGGAUACUUAGGCUGUUACUGUUGGCUCUUUUCACAUAAUGAUUAAAAUAAAAACAAAUAGAAGUGAGACUUUGA